AUGUCCAACGACGAUGUCCCCUACUACCUCUUGAGACCAAACAUGCCUCCUAGGCUCAGCGAGGAGACUGAACAGCCCCGACCACAACUACAACUAACACCACUACAGCCAACAUUCCCCUCCCCCUCCCCCUCCCCCUCCUACGGGAAAAUUUGUAAUCACAGUCCGGGAGAAUGCAGAGCCUUCUACGGCACGAACGCCUCCGGCGGCUUCGACAAUGAUCCAUAUGUAGCUUUCUACACCACUGAGGUUCGCCUGCCAUACUAUUCUGAAGCCGGGAGAGCACAGAGGAGGAUUGAAGAUGCUGAAGAGGUUGAGGAUGCGGAAAAGGCUGAAGAAGCUGAGGAGGCUGAGCAGGACGAGGAUGUAGCUGGUGACGAUGACGAUGAUGAUGACGAUGAGAGCGAUAGUGGGACGCAAGAUACAGACAAUGGAUCUGUGAGUCCAACUGAUACUCCAUCGGUCGAAGAUUACUCUGGGUAUUACGCGCAGGCUGGACGGGUUGUUCAUGCAGAGGCAGGGGUGGAGUGGACGCCUGAGGGCUACUUUCGAACAGGGUAUUUGUCUGCGCCCCGGGAGUUUCAGGGAGUGGUGUAUCUGGAUGAGCUGGUGCCGUGGGUGGAAGAUUAUGGUGUUUGGGAGGGCGAUGUAGUGGAUAUGCCGACCCACGGGAGUGUGCGUACCAACACCGCCGGUCCAGGUUUGUACGGCCCAAACAACCCGCCGCCUCCUCCCGCGAGUCCGCCGCCGCAGGUUCAUCGGAGCCAGCGCCCACCUGAAGAUUCCUCAGGCCAGUCAAAGAAGAACAGGCAUCGCCCAUCGAAGUCCCAACGAAUGCGUACUUAUAACCAGGGUGAAGCUGCGUGGAUCAGCGAUAAACGUGAUCGCAGCCGUUCACCUGACCGCAACUAUCAACGUCCUGACCAUCAUCGCUAUCGAGAGCGAUCUCCGAUCCAGCGUGAUCGCCCAGCUCAUUCUGAGCAUGUGAAGCUCUCGAACAACGACCCAGAGCCAGUCGUCGAUGCAAGUGGUGUACGGUGCUAUGCGUGUAACGGACGGGAAGAGGCGUCAGAUCGUGCCCAGGACCGUCGUAGUCGCUCCCAGUUGCGCAGCGUCGAGCCUAGGCGGAGUAACGAAGAGAGGCAUUGGUCGCCCGAGGAGGAGAUCAAUGCUGUUUCUCAAUACAGACCUGCUGAAAUGAACGGCUGUUCCCACUACAGAAACGGUUCAAUGUAUGGGACUGAGCAUGAAACCAGACCCUUCCACGACGUGUAUAGGCCUACACAAGACCGCCCUCAGAUGUCGCGUACGGGCUACGAUGACUACCAAGAGAUCGAUUGGAACCGAAGAGUUUCAAGCUCAGACCCGAAGAGCAUGUCGCGCCACGAGCAUCCAAGCCGACUUCCAGCGACACAAAAGCCUCACGCCGUCGGCCACGGCUACAAAACUCAGCCUGAGUCACAGAAGGCACAAAAGUUGGGCCUGCCGCAUCUUGUUGCAGCAAAGGAUAUCCAGACGCCACCCACGGUAUAUGAUCUUCGUGUGUACGACACCCGCAUCAGCGAGACGUACUCAAAACUUCCAAAAGGAGAACGAUUCGAGAAUGGCAUCAACGGAAAGGUUGCCCCUUCCAUCUAUGGAUCAAUGUCGUGCCAUGACCUGGGUCUCUGCUUCGCGACAUUUCUUACGCGGAAGUCCUGCGAGAUGGGUCUUGGAUGUCCUUGGCGCCACCACCCGCUCUCCAUAGCCGAGAAAAUCUGGAUUAUCGAGUACGGAAAGACACGUGGAAAGGAGUUCUUGGGGAACGUGGAGAGGUGUUAUACGACCCCCCAAAUGCCUGUCCCUGGUGCGAACAUGCACCACGUGGCUGAAAAGUAA
Molecule: messenger RNA, 1878 nt
Organism: Pyrenophora tritici-repentis Pt-1C-BFP
Lineage: Eukaryota; Fungi; Ascomycota; Dothideomycetes; Pleosporales; Pleosporaceae
Source: RefSeq, a predicted model, not a curated record